Rhodotorula toruloides NP11 is the source of this 3315-nucleotide messenger RNA. Its product is annotated as N-acetyltransferase 10, KRE33. Gene Ontology annotation, cellular component: 90S preribosome; nucleolus. The record is from RefSeq and is a predicted model, not a curated record. The transcript is spliced from 9 exons. Gene Ontology annotation, molecular function: ATP binding; tRNA binding; 18S rRNA cytidine N-acetyltransferase activity. Gene Ontology annotation, biological process: rRNA acetylation involved in maturation of SSU-rRNA. Bases 1 to 3315 code for a protein of 1104 amino acids. Lineage: Eukaryota; Fungi; Basidiomycota; Microbotryomycetes; Sporidiobolales; Sporidiobolaceae.
AUGAGCGGCGCGAACGCAACGGGGAAGAAGAAGGUCCUCGACUCGCGCAUCCCGGCGCUGAUUGCAAAUGGCCUAAUCACGAACCACCGCUCGUUCUUCCUGAUGGUCGGCGACCGCUCGAAACUCCAACAACAAGUAGUCAACCUGCACUUUUUGUUGAGUCAGUCGGUCGCGGGGUUGGCCAAUCCGACGGAUGCGCAGAAGAAGAACCCGCGCCCGAACGUCCUAUGGUGUUACAGGAAAGACUUGGGCUUCAGUACGCAUCGAAAACAACGCGAAUCAAAGGUCAAACGCGAAGUCAAGAAGGGCAAGAGGGAGUUGGGCGAGCUCGAUCCGUUCGAGCUGUUUGUGAGCGUCACGGACGUGCGGUAUACGUACUACAAAGACACGCACAAGAUCCUCGGUCAGACCUUCAACAUGCUCGUCUUGCAAGACUUCGAGGCCGUCACGCCCAACUUGCUCGCGAGGACGAUCGAGACGGUCGAGGGAGGAGGGAUCGUCGUCUGCCUUUUGCAGGGGAUGUCGAGUCUGAGGGAGUUGUACAGCAUGACAAUGGACGUCCACUCGCGGUACCGCUCCUCCAUGUCGGACGCCUCGCCCGUCGCGCGCUUCAACGAGCGCUUCCUCCUCUCUCUCGGCAACAACUCCUCCUGCCUCGUCGUCGACGACGAGCUCAACGUCCUCCCCAUCUCGGCGGGCAAGGACAUCGUCCCCCUCGACCCGGACUUGGGCGUCGGAGUCGCGCGCUCGUCGAGCAAGGGCAAGCGGAGGGAACAGGAGGGCGAGGCCGAGUUGCGCGCGUUGAAGGAGAGUAUGGCCGACACGAAGGGGAUCGGGGAUGUCCUUGCCGAGGCACGGACGCUCGACCAGGCCAAGGCGAUCCUCACGUUCACCGACGCCAUCACCUCCAAGUCGCUCUCGCAGACCGUCUCGCUCACUGCCGCGCGUGGACGGGGAAAGUCCGCCGCGCUCGGAUUGUCGAUCGCGCUUGCGAUCCUCCACGGGUACUCGAACGUGUUCGUGACGAGUCCGAGCCCGGAGAACCUCAAGACCUUGUUCGAGUUCAUCUUCAAGGGAUUCGACAAGCUCGGGUGGGAGGAACACCUCGACUACGAUAUCGUCCAGAGCACCAACCCCGAAUGGAAAGGCGCCGUCGUCCGCGUCAACAUCUUCCGCCAGCACCGUCAGACGAUCCAGUACAUCCAGCCGCAGGACUUCCAUGUCCUCGGCCAGGCAGAACUCGUCGUUAUCGAUGAGGCGGCCGCCAUCCCUCUGCCGCUCGUUCGCUCCCUCCUCGGCCCGUACCUCGUCUUCAUGGCGUCGACCAUCAACGGCUACGAGGGCACCGGCCGCUCGCUCUCCCUCAAGCUCCUCCAGCAGCUGCGAGAGAUGUCGCGACCCGCCUCGGCGCUCUCGGCACCCGCGGCGAACGGCGACGGCGCAGGAGCGAAGGGCAGCAGCAGCUCGUCGUCGACUCUCUCGGUCGCCCGCACGCUCAAGGAGAUCAAGCUGUCGACGCCGAUCCGUUACGCGCCGGGCGACGACAUCGAGAAGUGGCUCAACCAGCUCCUCUGCCUCGACGCGACGAUCGCGACGCCGAGCAAGAAGACCCUCCAGGGGUGCCCGCACCCGUCGACGUGCGAGCUCUUCUACGUCAACCGCGACACGCUCUUCUCGUACCACCCCGCAUCCGAAGUCUUCCUCCAGCGCAUGAUGAGCCUAUACGUCGCGUCUCACUACAAGAACUCGCCAAACGACCUCCAGCUCAUGUCGGACGCGCCGGGACACCACCUCUUUGUCCUCCUCCCCCCGCUCAAGGAAGGCGACAACUCGCUUCCGGAACCGCUCGUCGUCGUGCAGGUCGCGCUGGAGGGCAACAUCUCGAAGCAGAGCGUCCUCGACAACCUCUCGCGCGGCAAGAUGGCUGGAGGAGACUUGAUCCCCUGGACGAUCACGCAGCAAUUCCAGGACGACGACUUUGCGAGCUUGUCGGGCGCGCGGGUCGUCCGGAUUGCUGUUCACCCGGAUUACGCAAAGAUGGGAUACGGGUCGAGGACGCUCCAGGCGCUCAACUCGUUCUACAGCGGCGAGUUGCUCAACCUCGACGAGGUCCAGGCCGAGCUCGAGGUCGAGACGUUCGAGGACGUCGCCAAGGUCGAGAAGAACGCCUCGCUCCAGACCGACCGCAUCGGCAUCCGCGACGCUUCCAAGAUGCCGCCCCUCCUCCAGCGCCUCUCGGAGCGCCAGCCCGAGAACCUCGACUACCUCGGCACUUCGUACGGCAUCACCCCCUCGCUCUUCAAGUUCUGGAAACGCGCGGGCUUCGUCCCGCUAUACAUGCGCCAGACCCAGAACGAGUUGACGGGCGAGCACUCGUGCAUCAUGAUUCGCGGGCUCAACAAGAACACGGAUGAGGCGAGCAGGUGGUUGGGCGCGUUCGCGAACGACUUCCGCAAGCGCUUCAUCACGCUCCUCUCGUUCAAGUUCCGCGAGUUUGGCUCGAUCACGGCGCUCAGCAUCCUCGAGGGCGCGAGUGCGCUCGACACGGCCGACUCGCGACGAACCCUCGUCUCGACCGACGUUCGCGACUCGUUCUCGCCCUUCGACCUCAAGCGCCUCGAGUCCUACGGCAACAACAUGCUCGACUACCACGUCAUCCUCGACCUCCUCCCCGGCCUCGCGUCGCUCUACUUCGCCCGUCGCUUCCCGGAAGACGUCAAGCUCUCGGGCGUGCAGAGCUCGAUCUUGUGCGCGCUCGGCCUGCAGCGCAAGAGCGUCGAGGACAUCGAGUCGGAGCUCCAGCUGCCGGUUGCGCAGACGCUCGCGCUCUUCGUCAAGGUUAUCCGCAAGCUCACCAAGUCGCUCCAGGAGAUCUUGAAGGCGGACGUGGCGCGCACGCUUCCUACAGAGGACGCCGCCGCAGCUGCCGCCGCCCGCAUCCUCCCCGCCGCGAACGGCUCGAGCGGCGAGGUCUCUGGCGUCGCGACCCAGCUGUCGAACAAGGAUGCGAUUGCGAAGGAGCUCGAGGAGGAGGGCAACGAGGUGCUUAAGCAGCUCAAGGAGCAGCAGCGCGAGGUCAUCGACUCGCUCGACCUGAAGCAGUACGCUAUUGGCGGCUCAAAGGACGAGUGGGCGGCGGCCGAGGCGCAAGUUGCGGCCAAGGUCCUCGGCAGCAAGCAGAGUCUCUCGUCGACCGUCUCGAUCAAGAACCCGAACUCGACCAAGGCGCUCAAGCGCAAGGGACCCGAGCAGGAGGAGGGCAAGAGCGGUGCAGGCGGCAAGGCGAAGAAGGACAAGAAGCGGAGGAAGCAGUGA